Messenger RNA from Paramecium tetraurelia, 494 nucleotides. RefSeq lists its product as uncharacterized. Gene Ontology annotation, molecular function: 2 iron, 2 sulfur cluster binding; 4 iron, 4 sulfur cluster binding; iron ion binding. Gene Ontology annotation, cellular component: mitochondrion. The record is from RefSeq and is a predicted model, not a curated record. Gene Ontology annotation, biological process: iron-sulfur cluster assembly. The transcript is spliced from 4 exons. NCBI's taxonomy places the organism in Eukaryota, Ciliophora, Oligohymenophorea, Peniculida, Parameciidae.
AUGCUAAGAAUAUCAAAGACAUUGUUUUCAAAUCUGACCAAUAUCAAUCGAUUUGCUUAUCAUACCAUAAGUGAUCAAAUAUAACUUACAGAUUUUUGUAUUAAGGAAAUUUAAAGAAAGUAAACAACCAAGUUUCGAAACAAAUUCUUAAGAUUAGGAGUUGAUGGAGCAUAGGGAUGUUCAGGAUUUAAAUACUCUUUUAAUUUUGAUGAUUAAAUCUUAGAUGAUGAUUAUGUUCUGAAACUAUAAAACGAAAUAAUAUUUGUUGUUGACGAAAUAACACUCAAAUUUGUUAAUGGAUGUGUUAUUGACUAUGAAGAUAAGAUGAUAAGAGCAGCAUUUUAUGUCUAAGAGAAUCCAAAUGCAGAAAAGUCAUGCAGUUGUAAAGCAUCAUUUGCUCCAAAACCUGAGUUAUUAUGACCAUUAUAUAAUUAAGCCAUAUUUUAAUCUUGAAUACUAAAAAUUAAUCAAAUACAUUUUUACUUCAUUAAAAA